This is a messenger RNA of Pollicipes pollicipes, 1299 nucleotides long. Its product is annotated as SH2 domain-containing protein 3C-like. Gene Ontology annotation, molecular function: guanyl-nucleotide exchange factor activity. Gene Ontology annotation, biological process: positive regulation of peptidyl-serine phosphorylation; small GTPase-mediated signal transduction. NCBI's taxonomy places the organism in Eukaryota, Metazoa, Arthropoda, Thecostraca, Pollicipedomorpha, Pollicipedidae. The record is from RefSeq and is a predicted model, not a curated record.
AUGUCGCCGGCCGAGGCCUCCAUCGACGGCCCGCGGUCUCUCGAGUGGGAGCUGAGCCUGGACAGCGCCGACCUGCGCUCGCACGCCUGGUACCACGGCCGCGUCGGUCGGCUCGAAGCCGAGUCCCUGCUCAGCGAGGACGGAGACUUCUUGGUGCGCGAGAGCACCUCCCAGCCGGGGGAGUUUGCCCUGAGCUGCCGCUGGAGCGGCACAAGCGUCCACUUCAUGAUCAAUAAGGUGCGCGUGAACCCCGACACCAUCUACGAGACCGAGCAGUUCUUCCUGGAGGACGAGCCGUACGAGACGAUCCCGCACCUCAUCACCAGCUACGUGGGCGUCGAGCGGGCCGUGUCGGCCGCGUCGGGCGCGCGCCUGCGCCGGCCCAUCACGCGCACCGUGCCGAUCCCCCUGCGGCGCGAGCAGCGCGUCUACGCCGAGAUCCCCGAGCCGGCCGACCCCGGCUCCGACUCGGGCCACGGCUCGGGCGACUCGGCGCAUGCGCCGGAGCCGGAGCCGGAGCGGGAGUCGCGGGCAGAGCCGGCGCCGCUGCGGCCGGUCGAGGUGGCGCCACCGUCGGCGUUUGACGUUGACGCGUUCGAGACGCUGCUGCUCCCGGUGACACACAACGCGCCGCUGGACGCCACAGCGCUGAAGGGCGUCACCCUGGAGCUGCUGGAGGUGCCGGCGCGCGUGUUGGCCGCCCACCUGACCUGGUGGGACCUGCGGCUGCUGGACGACGGGGAGGAAGACCUCGGGCUGGGCGUCGUCUCGGGCAUCGAGCUGGUCACGCUGCCCCAGGGUCAGCAGCUGCGACAGGACCUGCUGGAGAGAUCCGAAUGGUUUUCGGCCUUCGUGAUCGCCACCAUUGUCAGCCAAGAGGACGAAGACGAGCGGGUGCAGAUGAUCAAUAAGUGGAUCAACGUGGCGAUCGAGACCAAGACAGCCCUCGGAAACCUGUACGGCUUUGCCAGCAUCAUACAAGGGCUCUGCUCUCGCCAGGUCCAGAGGCUGUACGUCACGUGGCACCGUGCGCGGCAACGCUUCACGGCCGCUGCCGUCGAGUUCGAUGCGCAGCUGCGGCCCUGUCUGCGCAGCAUGAACGAUGGAUCCAACGCCGAGGCGCCGAACACGGCUUUGCCCCAUCUGGCGCCGCUGUCACACGUGAAGAACUCCGCGCCCGUGACGUCAUUCCCACGUGAGGAGCUAUGCGUCUGUGACGUGUCACACGUGAAGAACUCCGCGCCCGUGACGUCACUCCCACGUGAGGAGCUCCGCGCUCGUGGCGUCAGUCCCACGUGA